AUUGUCACAAGGCACAUUUCAAUCCUCAGGAAAGAAAUUGCCUUGCUCUUGAAUCCUUUUGGUUCUCAUCAUCUAAUUGUGUCCCACAUUUUUUUCUGUUCUUCAAAGCCAAAAUAAGAUGGAGAAAAGUCAAUCGUCUCCAACCAAGGACGCGUCCACAAAGCAGAAGAAUGUAGACGAUUGGUUACCGAUAACAUCCUCUAGAAAUGCCAAGUGGUGGUACUCUGCGUUUCACAAUGUCACCGCCAUGGUCGGGGCUGGUGUACUCAGCUUACCUUACGCCAUGUCUAAUCUUGGAUGGGGACCUGGAGUGACAAUAAUGAUAAUGUCAUGGCUGAUAACAUUCUACACACUAUGGCAGAUGGUGCAAAUGCACGAGAUGGUUCCAGGGAAGAGGUUCGACAGGUACCACGAAUUAGGCCAACACGCGUUUGGGGAGAAGCUCGGACUAUGGAUCGUGGUGCCACAACAACUAAUCGUUGAAGUAGGUGUGGAUAUUGUGUACAUGGUUACGGGAGGGAAGUCAUUGAAAAAAAUUCAUGACCUUCUUUGCACCGAUUGCAAAAAUAUAAGAACUACAUAUUGGAUCAUGAUCUUCGCUUCCAUACACUUUGUUCUUGCUCAUCUCCCUAAUUUUAACUCCAUAUCUAUCGUCUCCCUUGCUGCUGCCGUUAUGUCUUUGAGCUACUCGACAAUCGCUUGGGCAACCUCGGUGAAGAAAGGAGUUCAUCCAAAUGUAGACUACUCGUCUAGAGCAUCUACAACCUCAGGAAAUGUAUUCAACUUCUUGAAUGCACUAGGAGAUGUGGCAUUUGCGUAUGCAGGUCACAACGUUGUGUUGGAGAUACAAGCUACUAUUCCUUCAACACCUGAGAAACCAUCAAAGAUUGCAAUGUGGAAAGGAGUAGUAGUUGCAUACAUCGUUGUUGCCAUAUGCUACUUUCCCGUUGCAUUUGUUUGCUACUAUAUCUUUGGAAACAGUGUGGACGACAAUAUUCUCAUGACGUUGGAGAAACCCAUCUGGCUUAUCGCCAUUGCUAACGCAUUCGUGGUUGUCCAUGUCAUUGGAAGCUACCAAAUAUACGCAAUGCCGGUCUUUGACAUGCUCGAAACCUUUUUGGUAAAGAAGAUGAUGUUCGCUCCUUCCUUCAAACUCCGCUUCAUCACUCGUACUCUAUAUGUUGCUUUCACGAUGUUCGUUGCCAUAUGCAUCCCAUUUUUUGGUGGAUUGCUCGGGUUUUUCGGAGGAUUCGCCUUUGCCCCAACAACUUACUAUCUACCAUGCAUCAUGUGGCUUUGUAUCAAGAAACCAAAGAAGUAUGGAUUGUCUUGGUGUAUUAAUUGGUUUUGCAUAGUAGUUGGUGUUAUAUUGACGAUCCUAGCUCCCAUUGGUGGCCUCAGAACCAUUAUUAUCUCAGCCAAAAACUACGAAUUCUUCUCUUGAAGACCACUUUAUUUUUCGAACCCUUUGUUUCCAUCAAUCCAAUGUUGUUUUGACAAUUUCAUUUUCGAAACACAACUGGUCAUGUGUCUCAUAUAUACUUUCAUUUCGCCAUUUGUUCAGUGGCCAAUAAUUAAUGGUCAAUUCUAAAGGUUUGUAUUUUUUUUUAUAAAAUUUGAUAUAAUGUAUUAUCCAAAAUAUAUAUCAUCUUUAAAAUCAGUUCGA
Molecule: messenger RNA, 1666 nt
Organism: Arabidopsis thaliana (thale cress)
Lineage: Eukaryota; Viridiplantae; Streptophyta; Magnoliopsida; Brassicales; Brassicaceae
Product: Transmembrane amino acid transporter family protein
Exons: 6
Coding region: 119-1444 (441 amino acids)
Biological process (GO): acidic amino acid transport
Cellular component (GO): plasma membrane
Source: RefSeq, marked reviewed